GGGGUCGCGCUCCCCGCAGCGCACGCACACAGACGUGAUUAAAAUUCAAGCCUAAUGGCCUCUGGCAUAAACAACAUUCAUCAGUCCGGGACUUGCAAUGGAUCUAAAGCCGCUCGCAGCAGCUCGGCAGAGGAAUGCAAUCGGGAAAUGCACGUGAAAAUGUGCAAGAAGAUUGCCCAGCUCACUAAGGUGAUAUAUGCCCUGAACACUAAGAAUGAUGAACAUGAGGACAGUAUACAGGCUUUGAGAGAGGCUCAUGAAGAAGAAAUUCAGAAUAUUCUUGCUGAGACAAGAGAAACAAUUCUCCAGUGUAAAAGCAAAGCUGAAGAAGAACAGUUACUGAGAAAGCAUAUUCAGGCCCUUGAAAUUGCAGUAGCACACCACAAGAGAUUGAAGGAAGAAGCCUUAGCAGAGUUAAUAUUGUGUAAAAAACAAGCAGAAGAGAAGGAGUCAAGAACAGAAGAGAAACAAGCACAGACAGCAGCAGACACCACUGCAGGCUUUGAAAACAAACUUUCACAUUUAAAUCAGGAGUCUGAUGGACUGCUAAAUGACUGUAAAGCAUUUAGAGGAGAAAAUCUAGAUAAAAAAGUAAAUUUAGAUGAAAAAUGUAGUAUGAAAAGGCACACUGCAAUGAAUGAGAUUGAAAACCUGAAGAGCGAGAACCAGAAAACAAGUGAAGAAUAUAUUCAGAAAACAAGAAAACUGCAAGCCCCUUGUGAGAUGGAAAAAGAGACUUUGAAAAUAGCCAUGCAGCAAUCUGUGAUAGAAACAAACUGUCCACAAGGAGAAACAGAGCAAAAGAAGAGCUCAGAGACUGAGGAAGGUUUUUUGCUGCAGCAGGUAAAGAAGUUGGAAGCAGACCUAGAGGAGAAAAGCCAGAAGAUAAAUGAGAAGAAGAAGCAUUCCCAGAAGCUGAAGGAGCGAAUACAGGAGCUCCAGACACAGCUAGAUGAAUUUAAAAGAAAAUAUGAGUGUGAACUAAAGCAACUAGAGAAAGAGAAAGAAGUUCUUACUGGGAAACUUCAAAACUCUACACUGGAGGUGGCUCAGCUGAAGCAAAUAUUAGAACAACAAGCAAAUAAUUUCAAGGAGUCACUGAAGAAACAUAAUCUACAGUCCAACAAAGAAAAAGAGAAGCUUUUGCAGGAUCUUCAACACACCAUUAAAGAAAACCAAAAUGUUAAACUGCAGUUGGAGGCAUCACAUCAAAAAGUCUUAAAAAUGUUGGAGAAAAGCAAGAAUCAGGAACUGAAGGAGGCAGAAGAACGUUUGAAAAAAGAAUUUAAUGAGACUUUCAAGAUCCAACAUCAGUCUCAUAGGCUGGAAAUACAAACCUUGGAAGAGAAAGCAAAGAAAGAAUUACAUGAUGAACUUGAGCAGAUACAAAAGCAGCAAGCCCUCUUGCUAGGAUCUCUAAGGAUGGAACUCUCCGAGCAGCAGACAUCAUGCACAAACCUAAAGAAGCAAAUAGAAGAACUACAAAUGGAGCUGAGGAGUGUGAGAACACUGAAGAAGCAACAGGAAGGAAGUAGCCAAAGCCAGAUCAGAUCUCUUCAUGAUGAACUGGAAAAAUGUCAGAGUGAAAUUUCUGAACUCAAGAGAGAGAAUUUACUUUUGAAGGACACAAUGGAGCUGCUCAGUGCUGAGUUGGAGACACAGAAGCAAGAAGCUGCACAGCUUCAGGAUAGAGAUAAACAGCAUAGAAGGUUUGCCUUGAAUUCACACUUGGCAGUGCUGUCUAGAGAUUCAAUAAUUAUGCCAGAGCUACUGGUAGAAGACCUCAAUAUCAAGCAUAAAAAAGAACUGGACAUACUGAAAGGAGAUCACCGGAAGGAAAUUGAAACCAUAGUGUCUGAUUUCAGCAGCACUCAGGCACAACUCCAAGCAAAGAUUUUCUCCUUAGAAACUGCACUUAAAGAAUUAGAAGAAAAGUCAAAAAAGUGGGAGUCCAGGCCUGAAGACACACACCUUAUAAACUGUCUGCAAGACAAAUUAAGUGAGAGAGAAGAGAUUAUCAAGCAGCUGGUGGAAGGAAGAAAAUGUCAGCAUUCACUUUCAGCCAACACUGAAUCUUACAGGAAUCGGUCAUUUUCUUUCAACCCCAAUACAGCAUGCCUGACUCCCUCCAUGAAGCAGAAGAAAAAGGUUGAGGUGCCCAGUCGUGUUGUCAGUGUUCCGAAUUUAGCUUCCUACGCAAAGAGCUUUUUGAGCUGUGACUUGAGAUCAAAAAGAAGUGCUCCUCAAAUAACAAAAUCUACAAGCUUAGACCGGAGUUCUGGCUGCCUCAGGGUGGGCUCUCCAUCAACGCAGUCCUCAGACAGCACUGCUGCCACAAGGACACAUGGCAAUGAACAUGAACAAAUGAACAAUGAACAAACCAAAGAUGACCAAAAACAAGACCCUCAGCAUCAAGAAUGGCUUACUAAGUAUUUUUCAUUUUAAAGCAAACUACUGCCAUACUUCUCAAAAUUACUAUAAAAGUCAUUCCUGUUUCCUUUUUAGGAAUGAUAAUCCAAUAGUUGUUUUAAGGGAAGAAAAGAAAAGUAAUUUCUAAGUAAGGAAGUACCUGCAUUCUCUUUCAUCUAGUAACUAUGGAGUUACAGGCAUGAAGUUCAGGAAAAUGCUUUUUUUAAAACAACUUCUAUAAAAAAUUAAGGAAAAGUUUGGAUACAGUUAUGUGAAAAGACUUUUUAAUGAAGAGACUAUAUCACUCCACUAUUUCAUUAAAUGUGGAAUUUGGACUCUGAUAUGUUCUGUCAAUUUGGCACCAGCUGAAAGAAAAAUCUUCCUUCUGUACAUUUAUGUUUGCUUCAUCAGCUGUUUAUGUAAGUUCUGCAUAUAAUAAUGUAAUUUUAAAAGUUUUUAAUGCUUUUUGUUAAAUUAAUUUUAAGCUGCACAGCAUGUAGUACACCUUCAAAAAUAAGCUAGCAUGUUUAUAGCAGGCUGAUUCAGAAAUAAUUUCUGGUUUGCUUCAUAAACUGUUUUGUAUAUUUAUAGCUAUUUGCUCUGUAAUAUUCCCAUUGAAUUUCAAUAUAUGUAUCAGCCUGAUAAAUUAGGGUGAUAUGUAAGUAUGAACAUUAAAGCUUGUAAAUGAUCCAAUUUCUGUGUUUUUCAAAAGAAUUAUCUGUUAAUGCUGAAGUCAGACUUGCACACUGAGUUCCAGUGAUGACAACUGCACCCUGGUACCUUUUAACUCCAUACUAGUUUUAUGCCCACAUAAAAGUAAAGUGGGGGAAUGACCACAUUUAUCAGAUCAUGCUAAUUCAUUGCUGGCAGGAAAGAACCCAUGUAGAAGUUGACUCUUGGGUUAUUAACCCAUGAAGUGUAAAAGGCAGGAAAAUGUGCAACCAGCAGCCUGCUUUUAAGACAGCACAGUUCUCUUCGGUUGCUUUGAAUCCCUAUUUCAUUUCAACCAACAGGGCCCAGCUACCUAAAAAAAUGUUAUACAUGCAAAGAGAUGUACCUCCAGCCUAACCUCUGCUCACAUCCAACAGCCAGCAAGAGCUACACCAACAGAUGCAAUCAUUUCAAACAAAACAGCCACUGCAUCUCACUGGUGGUGCAAAGGUGGAAGGAAGGGCAGAACACUUCUACAUGCCAAAGCUUUCAUCCCAGUUAUCUAGUAUUUUUUCCAAGAGGAACUGUUUGGUUGGAAAAGUGAUUUGGCAAAAAGGCACUUUGUGUACCUGUAAUCAAGAAAGAGAUUAAAUAGUGUACAGAAACUCUGAUGGGUACCUUGGCACCUGUGAGGAUGGAAAUGUACAGUGCUGUUCUCAUUACUUUUCAUCCAUGCUGCCCCAAGAACACUAGAAAUUUCAAUACACAAUUAGCAAUUCUUACUUCCAGGGUUACAACAGUUAAUUAUUCAACUCUGCCCCCCUAAAUAAGUAUAUGU
Melozone crissalis (California towhee) is the source of this 3898-nucleotide messenger RNA. It is a transcript of the gene FAM184B, whose product is annotated as family with sequence similarity 184 member B. The transcript has 12 exons. The record is from RefSeq and is a predicted model, not a curated record. The coding region runs from base 55 to 2445 and encodes 796 amino acids. NCBI's taxonomy places the organism in Eukaryota, Metazoa, Chordata, Aves, Passeriformes, Passerellidae.